UUAGCCUUCUUUAGCAUGUUACAGUACAAACUAGGUUCUGUUGAAGGUUCUGGURCCACCUACCAGUGUAAAGCCGUCUCAUGGCCUGUUUUUUCAAUGUUUUGUCRUUCAGGUCAGCAGCUGGUGGUGUUUCGGGGCCACGAUGGGAAAGCCCAUGUGCUGGACGCGUACUGCCCCCACCUGGGCGCCAACCUGGCUAUGGGGGGCCGCGUGUUGGGAAACUGCAUCGAAUGCCCGUUCCAUGGCUGGCAGUAUCGGGGAAGCGACGGGAAAUGUGAGAAGAUUCCGUACUCAGAUAAAGUACCUGAGUUUGCCCAGGUGCGCCGCUGGCCCAGCUGUGAGGUGAACCAGCAGGUUCUGAUCUGGUUCCAUUGUGACGGGUUGGAACCGCAGUGGAGGGUCCCGGAGCAGCCGGAGGUCGCUAACGGCCAGUGGGUCUACAGAGGCAGAACCGAGCAUUUCAUCAACUGCCACAUUCAGGCAGGUGGAAARAAUUCUUUCCAGGUGGGCCCAGGRUUGGUGUUUCUGCGGUUCGACCACAGCUUCCUGGGCCGGGGGCUGAUGAUGCACUGCGUGACGCCAGUGGAGCCGCUGCUGCAGUGCGUAACUCACACCAUGUUCUACCAGAGGAACAUCCCGGCUGUGGUGCCCAAAUUCAUCCUCAAAGGAGAAUCCAUCCAGGUGCAGCAUUAUGAAUUUAUGUUUUAGUUCUUUUAAUUCAUAUUUUAUUCAAUCUUAGACAUAAAUAGUGAAAUUGUUCCUCAUUAGGUGUGAAUUUGAGAUUUGUUCAAAUCUGAAAAGAUUAUUGACUGCAUUUUCAGCUGCUCUACCUUUUGUUUUAUUUCUGUUUUAUUCAUUUUUAAAAUAAUUUUAUUUUUCACAUGCCAAAAUAGCUCAUUAUCAGUUGCAAGUUUAUAACAAAAGGAUUUAUUCUAAUUUGCCUUAAUCAGCCACKGCUUUGAUGGUUUAGUUCUGAUCAUCUUUGUAAUAAUUUUAUCUAUUUUUACAUWAAUUUUAAUAUUAAAGAAGCUUCAUAUUAGUGGCGAGCUUAACAACUAAGAUUUAUUUAGUACAUUUAUCAUCCAGUCUGCCUUUUGAGUCACUUAUGUUGUUCAUUUUAUGUUGUAUGUAUUAAUACUUAUUUUAUUUAGAGAAAUAGUUUUACUACUACCUUUGGUUUAGUCCUUCAGUAUU
Poecilia reticulata (guppy) is the source of this 1194-nucleotide messenger RNA. The record is from RefSeq and is a predicted model, not a curated record. Lineage: Eukaryota; Metazoa; Chordata; Actinopteri; Cyprinodontiformes; Poeciliidae.